This is a messenger RNA of Jatropha curcas, 2714 nucleotides long. Its product is annotated as cyclic nucleotide-gated ion channel 1. Lineage: Eukaryota; Viridiplantae; Streptophyta; Magnoliopsida; Malpighiales; Euphorbiaceae. Gene Ontology annotation, biological process: monoatomic ion transport; transmembrane transport. Gene Ontology annotation, cellular component: membrane. The record is from RefSeq and is a predicted model, not a curated record. Gene Ontology annotation, molecular function: monoatomic ion channel activity.
CGUUACCCGAACAAAGUGUUGGUCCUUUCUCUCUCUCCCCCUCUCUUGUUCCCCUUGUGUUUAUGUUAUAUUUUCCCUCUCUUUCUCUGGAAGCAGAAGAAUAGCUGCCAUGAAGACUCCGUCCUCUGUCCUCGAACUUUCUUUGACAGCUACACUAUCUUUACCAAAUAUUUAUUUAAGAUCACCUUCGCUUGCUCUCUAACUUCCUCUCCGGUCACCCACUGUUAAAAAUGAAAUAUAUAGACAGUAAAUGUUUUGCUUCAUCAUCACUCUGCCGCCGUCCUGUUUGUUUUACUCUUGCUUUCUGUUUGCUCUAGCUCCUGAGUAAAUAUCAUAGAAACACCAAGAAUAAAGAGAAAGAACAAAGAAAGAGAACUCGGGAAGGGAACAAACAUCCUUUCUUUUUUUGUGGUGACAGGUUUGGCACUUGGAUUGGACCAAGCACAAGUCAUGAAUAUCAUCAGGGGAAAUAAAUUUGUCAGGUUUGAAGACUGGAAUUCAGACAAGUCCUGUAGUUCAGAAAGACAAUAUUCCAUAUAUGAUGGGUUUUAUGCAAGAAAAGUAAAGCCAACAGUAAGCGCAGUUUGGGGUGGUAUCCACAGAGGCUGGGAGAUGGGUUCUGAUAGGUUUAAAGGGUUGAGAAAACCAACAAAAGAAUCAGUCAAUAAAAGGAAAAUUUUUGAUCCACAGGGUGCAUUUCUCCAGAAGUGGAAUAAAAUAUUUGUGCUUGCCUGUUUUCUCGCAGUUUCCCUAGACCCUUUGUUCUUUUACAUUCCAGUGAUUGAUGGGGUUAACAAAUGCCUUGAUUUGGAUAAGAAAUUGGAGACGACUGCUUGUGUUCUUCGGACAUUCAUUGACGUGUUUUAUGUACUUCGCAUAAUAUUUCAGUUUCGUACUGGGUUUAUUGCCCCUUCUUCUCGAGUAUUUGGUAGAGGCGAACUGGUUGAGGAUCCGAUCGUUAUAGCUAGAAGAUACCUGACCUCCAACUUCGUGAUCGAUGUCAUGUCGAUUCUUCCACUUCCUCAGGUAGUAGUCUUAAUCAUCAUUCCCAGCUUGAAAGGUCCUGUUUCAUUGGUUGCUAAAGACUUGUUGAAGUAUAUUAUUUUGUCCCAGUACGUGCCAAGAUUGAUGAGAAUCUAUCCUUUGUUCAAUGAAGUAACUAGAAGUUCUGGCAUACUUACUGAAACAGCGGGGGCUGGGGCUAUUUUUAAUCUCUUUCUCUACAUGCUAGCCAGUCAUGUAAUUGGAGCCUGCUGGUACUUGUUGUCAGUAGAACGCCAAGAUAACUGCUGGCGUAGAGUGUGCGAAGCCCCUCUGUGUCGUUCUAAUGAUCUUUACUGCGGAGAUCACCGUGCAGAUAAUACGGCCUUGAGCACAUUUCUGAAAGAUUCAUGCCCUUUUAUCCAGCCUGAUGAAAUUAAAAAUUCAACUAUCUUCAACUUCGGAUUGUUCACCGAUGCUCUUGAUUCGGGUGUGGUGGAAUCAUGGGAUUUUCCUAAGAAAUUCUUCUACUGCUUUUGGUGGGGUCUUCGUAAUCUUAGCUCUUCGGGCCAGAACCUCAAGACAAGCACUUACGUUGGAGAGAUUCUCUUUGCUGUUUUCAUAUCCAUUGCAGGGUUGGUUUUAUUUUCACUGCUUAUUGGCAAUAUGCAGAAAUAUCUACAAUCCACCACGGUUAGAGUAGAGGAAAUGAGAGUGAAAAGAAGAGAUGCAGAUCAGUGGAUGGCACACCGUAUGCUUCCUGAAAACCUGAGGGAGAGGAUUAGGAAGUAUGAGCAAUACAAAUGGCAGGAAACCAGAGGUGUGGAAGAGCAGACUGUAAUCCGUACACUUCCUAAAGAUCUCAGAAGGGACAUCAAUCGCCAUCUCUGCUUUGAUCUAAUCACGAGAGUGCCAAUGUUUGAAAAAAUGGAUGAGAAAAUCCUGGAUGCAAUCUGUGAUCGUCUCAGGCCAACCCUUUAUACAAAGGAUAGUUGCAUUGUUCGUGAAGGUGAUCCAGUUGACGAGAUGCUAUUUAUCAUGAGAGGUGAUCUAGUGAGUGUGACCACCAAUGGUGGAAGAACUGGUUUUUUCAAUGCUGUUUAUUUAAAGGCUGGUGAUUUUUGUGGAGAAGCGCUUCUUACAUGGGCAUUGGAUCCUCAAUCAACAUCCAAUCUCCCUAUUUCGAGUAGAACUGUGCAGGCUUUAUCAGAGGUUGAAGCCUUUGCUUUAGUAGCUGAAGACUUGAAAUCUGUUGCCUCCCAAUUUCGACGUCUUCACCACAAGGAUAUCCAGCACACGUUCAGGUUCUUUUCUGUGCAAUGGAAAACAUGGGCAGCAUGCUUCAUACAAGCAGCUUGGCGGCGUUACUGUAGGAGGAAGCAAGCUAAUUCUCUACGUCAAGCAGAAGAAAAUUUGCAAGAUAUUUUGGGAAAGGAGGCUGCAAGCUUGCCAAGCCUUGGCGCCACCAUAUAUGCAUCAAAAUUUGCCGCCAAUGCCUUGAGAAAUCUGAGGCAAAAUGGUGGACGCACCCCUAGAUUGCCACAUAGAUUGGCGUUGGUGCCUCAAAAGCCAACUGAGCCUGAUUUUUCUGCUCACAAUCGCUAGUUACUUAAAAAUAUACUUGGAAGUUAAAUGUACAUUAAGCAUAGUACAUAUGUAUUAUUAUUCUAAAAAGAAGCAAAAUAUUGUUAUAUUUUUGUUUCUGGUAACUCAACGACUGAGUCUUAGUUACA